AUACGGACUGAGGAUGUUAACUGUCUGGUGCUUCAUUGCUACGACUAUUUAGGAGUUUCUUUGAAGAAUGGAAACUGGCCAUGAUCUGGAACUGAAUUAAAAGAAGGGCUUGUUUCAUGGAAUACUUCAAAAGUUGCUAAGGUGCUCUUUCUAAACUCAUUAUUUGACUUACAAUUUUUCCAUUAGUCUUUUUGCUACUUGAUUUUAGUCAUUGCUAUGUCUACCCUAGGUAGGAGUAGGUGUAAAAGAAGCAUGAGUUGCUUAUGGCAGGGGCUAACCUGCAGAGGUGGGUUUUAAGAUGGAAUGGAAGUUCAUAUAAACCCUAAAUUGUCAGGCAUGGACGAUCAACUUCCUCUCUAUUUUUGGACCAAGCAAGCACAGCAGUUCCAGGCACAGCAGUUGCAAGCCCAGCAGAUACAGGCACAGCAACUGCAAGUGGAACAAGUGCAGCAAGUCCAACAGGUCCAACAAGUACAACAAGUGCAGCAGUUACAGCAAGUUCACACAGAGCCAACAGAUGGUAAAUAUACUUGUCUAGAAUGUGGAAAGACAUUCUCUAAGCGAAGCAGCUUUGAGUAUCACAAGAAGACCCACACAGGUGAAAAGCCUUUCAGCUGUGGCAUUUGUGGGAAAGCUUUUGCAAACAAUCGCAACCUUGUGGUUCAUACCAGGAUUCAUACGGGGGAAAGACCGUACGAGUGCUCAGAAUGUGGGAAAACAUUUACACAAAGAAGUAUGUUAACUGUCCAUCUGAGAAUUCACACUGGAGAAAGACCAUAUCUUUGCAAUGAGUGUGGGAAAUCUUUCUACCAAAGUGAUCACUUAACAAAGCAUAGCAGAAUCCACACAGGAGAAAAACCAUACUCCUGUGAAGAGUGUGGAAAGGCAUUUUCGGAUAGUAGUGCUUUAAGACAACAUAUAAAGAGGCAUCAAGAAGUAGGACCUUUUAGAUGUGAGUACUGUGAAGAGCUUUUUGAUAAAAAAGUUUCAUAUGAUGUACAUAUGAUGGAGCACAAAGGCAUUAAGCCAGAAGAGUGUGAUGUUUGUGGAAAGCAGUUCCCUACCAAAGGUCUUCUUACAAAUCAUCGAAGAACUCAUUUCAAAGAAAAAGCAUUUAGAUGUGAACUAUGUGAUGAAGAAUUUAUGAGAUUAGUGACUUUAAAGAAACAUGUGAAAUAUGCACAUGGCCAUGGUACGUCUGGACGUGUUCCACCAAUCUAUGAUGACAGACCAACAAGAAAGCCAUAUGGAGAAUCAAAACCUUUUAAGUGUGAUGAAUGUGACAUGACAUUUACAACAAAUGGUAAAUUCUUGGCCCACCAGCACACUCAUCGGCCAAACAAACAAUUCAAGUGCGAUGAUUGUGGUAUGUGUUUUGCAAAAAGUUAUACUUUAGAGGUUCACAGACAGAUGCAUGCCAGUGCUCCCCAAGUGAUUCAGAAUGGACCAAUCCCAAUCAAUGCAAUGACUUCCAUUGGAUCUCUAACUCCAGUGUUGAGUGUGCCAGCUUCAGUGACAGUGCCACAGACAUCAAAUAAAGUCACAGCAUAUGUCAAAGUACCACAACGGCCAGUUGCAGUUAAGCGGGAGCCUCGCUACGACGAUCCUCUUGCCAUGGCUACUGCUGCUGCCCAGGUGACUCCAGAUCUUGUAGAAAGUCUCACUGUGCCAGAACAGCACCAAUCAUACAAUUAUAUUUAUUCAGCCCAGGGUAAAACUAUGUAUACAAACAAGUUCCGUAAGAGUACAACCCAGCUGAAGACCGUUGAGUAUCUUGAGCUGGAGCAAACGGAGAUGUAUAGAUUUCCCCCUCCUGAUCAGAGGUUCUUAAACUUUUUUGUCAUGGACCCUUUUAAGAAUCCAAUGAAAACUUUGAACCCCUUUCCUUUGAAAUAUUCACACCAACACAGCUUUGCAUAUAAACACAUAAAUAUGAAUGUUAAUUUUUAUCUGAGGGGUUUAAUGGACCCCCUGAAACCCCUCCAUGGACCCCAGGUUAAGAACCCACGCUCCAGAUGUGGGGCACAAUCCCCAUACUCUGACAAUGUAUUCUCUUCCAACGAUGUCUCCAAAAACAAGACUGGUCAGACUGAAAAUGACUUUUUUGAAUGCCUUGUUGACUAUAAUGGCAGUCCAGUGCUACAUUAUUCCCCCCAGAGGCCAAUCACAAUACCUCACCACAAUGCUUGGUACACUUGUUUGUUUAGAACAUUGACCAUUCAGGAAAUCCAUGAACAUUGCCUUACUGAACCAAAAAGCUUUACCUGGUGGCUCUGCCCCCAAACCCCACCCUAUCACUGUUUAGUGAAGCACCUAAUGACCUUAGAUAUUGAAGUGCAACUAACCUUAAAGGAAAAAGUCAGCAAAAUGUCGUUGCCACAGCAAGUCAGUGUCCCGUCAAUGUCUGUGGCUGUGACAGUUUCUGUGGCUGUCCCAGGCGUCCAUGUUUCAGUUCCAGCCAUCAACAUAGAGGAAAAGGAUGACCACAUGAAUGUUUACCUCUGGAAUAAGUCACAGCAGACACAAGAUACCAAAACCCAAGGAAGUGAUGGCAAAUAUGAAUGCAGUGUAUGUGGGAAGGCCUAUUCCCAGAGGAGCAGCUUUGAGUACCACAAGAAAACCCACAGUGGUGAAAAACCAUAUCACUGCAGCACUUGUGGGAAAUCGUUUCUCAACAAGAGCAGUUUAGUUGUACACAAUCGCAUUCACACAGGAGAGAGGCCAUUUAGGUGUGAUGACUGUGGCCGUGGAUUUACUCAACGCAGUAUGCUGACAGUCCAUCGAAGAAUUCACACAGGUGAGAGACCUUAUACAUGUUCAGAGUGUGGGAAAGCUUUUUACCAGAGUGAUCACCUUACAAAACAUAAAAGAAUACAUACAGGAGAAAAACCUUAUCUUUGUGGAGAAUGUGGAAUGGCUUUCUCAGAUAGCAGUGGAUUAAGACAGCAUGUGAAACGGCAUACAGAGAUGGGUCCAUGGCGAUGUGAGAAGUGUGAUAUAGUGUAUGAAAAACGUACACCUUAUGAUCUUCACAUGAUGCAGCACCGUGGAGAGAAGCCUCUUGAAUGUGAUGUUUGUGGUAAACUCUUUCAGUAUCGAUCUACUCUUGAUCUCCAUAGAAAAACACAUUUUAAAGAAAAGGUUUUUAAAUGUGAUGUUUGUGGUGAAGAAUUUACUGGUAAAGUUUUACUAAGAAAGCAUCUAAAACAUGUACAUACAGAACGAUACUAUGCCAGACGCCUUGUUGGCUGGAAUGCAGAUAACAAAUCAUCCAAACAACAGGGUGACACCAAACCUCUUAGAUGUGACCAGUGUGGUUUACUUUUUAAGGACAAUGGUAAAUUCUUGCUUCAUCAGAAAGUUCAUUGUCUUGAAAAAAGUUUCAAGUGUGAUGUUUGUGGUUUGGCAUUUGCUAAGAGUUACACACUGGAAGUUCAUAAGCAGAUGCAUCCACAUAUAUCUCCUCUUGUCAAUGCUACCAUGUUGACAGAAGUGCCAUGCCAGGAACUACAAGGAACACCUGCAUCUGAGAUGACACUAACUCCUCUGUACCCUGCAGCCCAAGAACCUUCCAUUGUGACCCAAGAGAUCACACACAUCCCAGCAGGUCAGGUAGUUAUUCCUAGCACCAGCAAGUUCCAAUCCUUUGUGAAAGUGCCCAUAAAAUCCCCAGCCAGCAAGGGCAAGCGAACUAAACCAUGGUAGUUCUGAAUUCACUUGUGAUGUCGGUGGAUGACUAAGGUUGGUAUCCUUGUUUGACUUUGGCCCAGCCUUUUUUCCCCUUUCUUUCUUGGAGUUACGUGAAUCUUUGUGAUUUCUAUUCCUUUAGUACCUCUUGUCCAGUCACUAAACUAUAAUUGCAAUUAUUGGAUUAAACUGUGAUAAUACUUAAAAGAAAUUCAUAUUUGCUAUAUUUUUAUUGUGUAAAUUAGAGAGAACCUCAUAAAACUGAAUUACUGUUUUUAUUGAUUAUAAUUUCUUAUUUCUAAUUGUUAUUAAAUUAAAACAGUAUAAGAUAUAUAUGUGACAUUAUACCCUGCAGUUUAGUAGCUUCUAAUUGAUAUGCAAGUGUUAUAUAUAUCAUACUGAAUAUGGAAAUGUGCAAUGAAUUUGUCAAUGAAUGUCUUCUUCUUAUGAAACAUAAGCAGGUUGGAAUAGUUAUGAAAAUUAUAGAUUAAUAUCCGUAUAUGUAAGGUAAGAUCAUUACAGAUAUCAUGAAAUUCACAAUUUAUAAUAGACCAUUUGCAUUUAAUAAAAACUGUACAUUAUAUGAACUAAAGAAAUGAAGUUCAUUGUAAAUAGAAAAUCCCUGGCCUUGAUAUUUUCCAUAGAGAUGAAAGAUUUAUUAAAUCUGUUUUAUAUACAUUUUAAUUCUGCCUUUACAUAUUAAGAUUAGUUUCUUUGAUGUAGUAGAACGUUAUAUUUGUUUCUAAUGUAUGUGUGCAUAUGUUUAUUUGGUCUCAAGCAAGAGUCCAAUACAUUUGAGUGAAUGCCAGCAUGCCAGUUUGAUUGUGUGUGAAAAGGUGACUUCUUUAUAUCCCUAGAACUUUAAUGGUGCUAUGCAUCUACAGUACAUGAAAGGAACUUAUACAGUAUAUGUUCUUUAUGAAUAGAUUGAAAUAAAAGAUAUUUAUUAAGAA
This is a messenger RNA of Penaeus monodon (black tiger shrimp), 4640 nucleotides long. RefSeq names its product zinc finger protein 160-like. Bases 304 to 3705 code for a protein of 1133 amino acids. The record is from RefSeq and is a predicted model, not a curated record. NCBI's taxonomy places the organism in Eukaryota, Metazoa, Arthropoda, Malacostraca, Decapoda, Penaeidae. Gene Ontology annotation, molecular function: RNA polymerase II transcription regulatory region sequence-specific DNA binding; DNA-binding transcription factor activity, RNA polymerase II-specific. Gene Ontology annotation, biological process: regulation of transcription by RNA polymerase II. Gene Ontology annotation, cellular component: nucleus. The transcript is spliced from 9 exons.